Toxotes jaculatrix (banded archerfish) is the source of this 3108-nucleotide messenger RNA. RefSeq names its product glycoprotein M6Bb (gene gpm6bb). Bases 136 to 942 code for a protein of 268 amino acids. The record is from RefSeq and is a predicted model, not a curated record. NCBI's taxonomy places the organism in Eukaryota, Metazoa, Chordata, Actinopteri, Toxotidae. Gene Ontology annotation, cellular component: plasma membrane; myelin sheath. The transcript is spliced from 7 exons. Gene Ontology annotation, biological process: axon development; central nervous system myelination. Gene Ontology annotation, molecular function: structural constituent of myelin sheath.
AAGGGACGCAGCGUCGAGUGUUUGAGCAGCCAGGCGGCCAGCGCGCAUCCCAGGACGCAACAUCAGUGUAGCUGGGGCUCAACUUUGCUCGCUAAACUUCGGACACUUUGGGGAAACUUACACGAAAAAGGAAACAUGGGUUGCUUUGAGUGCUGCAUUAAAUGUUUAGGCGGGGUGCCGUACGCAUCGCUGGUGGCUACGAUCCUCUGCUUCUCUGGCGUUGCCUUGUUCUGUGGAUGUGGCCAUGUGGCGCUCACGGGCACUGUGACCAUCCUGGAAACCCACUUCUCCAAGGUCACCAGUGACCACGCCAUGCUGACUGAUGUAAUACAGCUGAUGCAGUAUGUCAUCUACGGCAUUGCUUCGUUUUUCUUCCUGUAUGGGAUCAUUCUGCUGGCCGAGGGCUUCUACACAACCAGUGCAGUCAAGGAACUGCACAGCGAGUUCAAGACCACCAUCUGUGGACGCUGCAUCAGUGGAAUGUUUGUGUUCCUCACGUACAUUCUGGGUGUGGCCUGGCUUGGUGUGUUUGGCUUCUCUGCUGUGCCCGUCUUCCUCUUCUACAACAUGUGGUCUACCUGUGCUGCCAUGAAGUCUCCCAUGGCCAACCUCACCAGCAUUGACUCCAUCUGUGUGGAUGUUCGUCAGUAUGGAAUUAUCCCAUGGAAUGCCACACCAGGAAAGGCCUGUGGAUCUACACUAGGUGACAUCUGCAACACCAGUGAGUUCUACCUGUCUUAUCACCUGUACAUCGUAGCGUGCGCUGGGGCAGGAGCCACUGUGAUCGCUCUGAUCCACUUCCUCAUGAUUCUCUCAGCAAACUGGGCCUACCUUAAGGAUGCCAGUCAAAUGCAUGCCUACCAAGACAUCAAAAUGAAGGAAGAGCGGGAGCUGCAGGACAUCACUUCACGCUCAAAGGAAUGCCUCAAUUCCUACACAUAAGGAUACAACACACUCAAACUCACAGUCCACAUAAACACACACAUACACACAGGCGGCACACAUAUAAAGACACAUAGACGCUGUGGCCAACCACUGUGGCCCCUUUGGACCAAGACAAUGCUCAGCUAGAAUAACCUGCCAACUGCCCUAACACUGUGCAGUACUAACCAGGCUCCUAACAAACUAAUGCAUCAGUGUUUGCUUUCUGCACUAAUUCACCAAUAAGUGUUUUGGAACUGCUAUGUAAAGUUUCAUUCAUGCUGAUUUUAAUUUUCUAUUUUUCUAGAGGAAAAACUUGAUAUUCAUGUUGUCUUUCAUUUUCUCUAGCCCUUUUUAUAACCAGUUUUUGCUGGUGAAGCUUGAGACAUUGCACUAUUCUCAUAAAACGCAUAACAAAGAGGUUGUUUUACAGUCUUGCUCUGUCUUUCUUCUGAGCUGGUGGGGCCAGUUUUCAACAAGGGAAUGUUGAACUUUUUUUUUUUUUUUUGCUCUUUCUCAAUCAAAAAUGCAAACGAAUUAUAUACAUGAAGGCUUUAAAUUCAGUCUGAGUGUGUCACACAGUGCUGACACAAGACUCUUACAUUUCAAAAGAUGUUUUACUUUGACUUUACAGAAAAGAAAGGUCAAAUAUACAAUAUGCACCACAUUCUGUUGUAGAAAUGGUGUUUAUGUGUACUCUCUAAAGUCAGUCAUUUAUACUUAAGUAUUUAACUACAUUACUAUCUCAAUUAGUGGUAAUUUGAUUGUUGAUGAUUGGUUCUAGAUUCUAAUUUUCAUUGUACAGCUACUGAAAAGUCACACAGAACUUUCAUGGAUUACAUUAACACUACCUCAGGUGAGCACCAGAGCCUCUGGAAAAAUUUAACUGGAACACUUCUCCCUUGUAAAACUAUGGUUUGAAAAUCCCACUUCAGUCACAAAAAGAUGCCUCAAACACACAAUAUGCAUUUAGGUACCUGCAAGCAAGUAAACCAAGCACACACACACACACACAGCUCCUUUGCAUCACAACAUCAUAGUGUUUAAUUUUUAUGGGUAAGAAUGGCUUGCUUGCUAAAUGUGGACUGCUGCCAAUACGUAGAAGGAUAUUUGGUGUAUUUAAUGUUUAAUGUCUUAAAAGUCUGGUCUGUGGGUAUUCAUCUGGUAAAAUGAAAAAAAGAUUUGCCAAUGAAGAUAGCGCUCUGUUCCCUCAUUAACAGCAUUUAGCUCGUUGUCUAAUGUAACAUUUGCACAGUAUGAUCAAAAUUUACUUCAUUUUGAAAAUUGUAUGAAGCAAGCAGGAUUGUCCCAUGUUUAUUGGUACUAUGAAAAAAAAAAAAAAAAAUCUAAACAGAUCUAAAGAACCUAAGGUGUGAACUGUAAAUUUAUUACAAGCCAGGAUUUUGCUUUUUUAUUAUUGAAGAUGAAAACCACUUAAUUUUCUAUAAUUGCAUCUUUUUUUGAUGUGCAGUUGUCAUUACUCAUGUAAUCUUUUAUUUCUGUUAGCUGAGUUACAGGGAUAACUUGAUGUUUCUUUGUUGCAUGAAGAAAACUGUUUCCGCAGCGACACGUGAUGUACAGUCAUGUAUACUGAUAUCAGUAGUAGGCAGUGUUUGCCUCUUUCCUUUUUUUCCCCCCUAACUGAUUACAAAUUAAUCCACUUUAUGUAGCUGAUUAGUUAUAGAUGUUUUUUAGGUUCUUUUAUUCAAGUCAAAAGUCUGUAGGUCUUGUAUUAUUUUGUUGCCUGAUAGUAUACCUGUAUUUUCUACGAAUGUCAAGGGCUUCCUCAUGAAUUACUGAUGCUUAACUUUUAAUUCAACUUUCAAAUAACAAUCAGUCAUUUAUAAAACUGUGCGGCAAUCUAAAUGGUAAAUUUAGCCAAAGUAUGAAUGCCACUGUGACUCUCUGCCCGGUGUUUUACACUGCAUCUGUGAGAUAUUGUAGCACUGAACCUGCAUUGUUCUCCGCAAGACUAAUAGCCACAGGUAUACAGAGGCUGAGAUGAAAGAUGACAGAUCUCAUCUUUGAAUGCUGUUUCCCAUUGAAUGAACCAAAAACUAAAGGCUACCUAUCAAUCACCAGAAGGACAGCAAUCCAGCAUCCUGUCUGACUGGAAACCCGUUUAUGAUAUGACUCAACUGGCCUGUUGACUGUUUUUAUUAAAAUAAUAAAAUAAAACAAAACACA